Schistosoma guineensis is the source of this 3663-nucleotide messenger RNA. Lineage: Eukaryota; Metazoa; Platyhelminthes; Trematoda; Strigeidida; Schistosomatidae. The record is from the annotation of a GenBank genome assembly.
AGUCAGUUGUUCACUGAGUGUUAAUUCUCAGUUACUGAUGCUGUUCGUUUUCUUGUUGUUGGUAGUACCUGUUCUAGGCUUGAAAAACACCAAUGUGACUCGUACGAUACGCUUUAAAGGAAACAUUGUAAAGAUACAUCAUGAUAUUCUACUGAGUGAAACACCUGCUAAGUACCAACUUGUCAUUGAAGAAAGAGAAUGGAAACAUCUGUCCUUCAUCGGUGCAUCGUGUGGAGACCUGAAGUCAUCGCGGAAAGUCCCUGUAAAGCCAACAACCGGCAUGCCUUAUACGUACUCUAUAGAUCUUGGAAAACCGUCGACCGAAAAAAUUCAUUUGUUUGUGGACAUUGUAUUAACUGAAUUGUUAGAACCAAGACCUGCUGAGAUUUAUCAAGCUGAUAAGCAGUUCGUCAAGUUUAGUGGCAAUGCUUACUUUUAUUCCCCGUAUCUGACUGACAAUCAGCUAACGUACAUUCACUUGCCAAAGGGUCAACUUCUAACUCACACUGCUACGUCAAUCCCACCUGUCAUAAAUGGAAAUAAUUUAGUCUAUGGUACUUACGAAAGCCGUCCAGCCUUCUCGACGGAGCCACUUGUCCUACAUUUCGAGUAUUACGUUCCAUUCCUGACGGUCACUGAUAUGACUCGUCUCAUCGAAGUAUCGCAUUGGGGAAAUAUUGCUGUUGAAGAAACGCUUGAAAUCGUGAACACGGGUGCGAAGUUGCGUGGUUCGUUUUCUCGUUUGGAUUUUGAUUAUGGAGUUGGACAACAGGUAGCAGUCAACUCCCUUAAGACAGUUCUACCACCAUCUGCAAAGGACAUUUACUAUCGCGAUGAGAUUGGCAAUAUAAGCACAAGCACAGUCAAAAACCUGCUAGAUUCCGUGGAGGUGACUCUCGUUCCGCGCUUCCCGUUGAUGGGUGGAUGGAAAACGCGCUACACAAUAGGAUACAACAUCCCAGCCUAUGAGUUCCUCUAUCACAGUGGUUCUAAGUUUGUUCUUGUAAUGCCGUUCAUUGACCGUGUUUACAAGGAUCAAUUCAUUCGCAACUUAACGCUGAAAAUUGUUCUCCCCGAGACCUCUGACGAUAUUCAGUUCGAAACACCUUUUCCAGUUCAUGAACAGCAUUUUGAAAAUUUGAAAACAUACUUAGACACAUCAGGCCGAACCGUUAUUGUCUGCAAAGCUGCAAAUCUUGUCGAUGAACACAUUCAAGAUUUCAAGGUGAAUUAUCGCUUCUUUCUGCCAAUGCUCCUCCGAGAACCUAUGAUGCUGAUUUUAGCUUUCUUAUGUAUAUUCGGUGCUGUAAUUAUUUAUGUCCGCUUGGACUUUUCGAUCUACAAGGAUGAAAAAAAUGAACUUCGCCUUCGAAUACAAACGCUAGUAGAUGAAACUCAAGCCUUGCUAAGAUGUCGUUCUUCUUUGUAUCAAUGUUAUGAAGAUGCCCUGACAAAAUAUAAAGGAUCUAAAGAUAGCGCACAAUUCACAACUGAUCGCCGUAAAUUAGAAGCGGAAUAUAAAAGUCUAAAUCAACAGUUGAUGUCAGUUCAGAAUAAAAUAGGAGAUUUAUAUCCGGACGGAGUAGAUAAAGUAGGCUUCUUAGUAUAAAUUUUUGUUUUCAGUUAAUAUUCUUACCUUAAAGUUUAACACUUGACUUACUCAAACUUCAAAUGUGUAAUGGAGUAUGACUGGAUUUUCACUUUGUUUGGUCAUUUAUUCGACACAUAGUCACUAAAUUGUGUUACAUUAGUCCAUGCACUACAUAAUCAAGCCGACGAACGGUGAGAUUUGUCAUGUACAUAAUCUUGGGUGUUCUUCACUGCAUAUGAUACUUGUUUAGACAAAUGUUGGUGCAAAAGGAUAUCCGAAGUAUAUAUGGGCAACACAAAAAAUGAGAUUAUGAAGAGAUAGAGAAAGAUCUGUACAAAAGCCGCAAACAAUUAAUAUAUGUAAUUGAGUGAGAUUGAAGAAUAAUUAGUGUAGUUCGGUUAAGAAAAAUGCAAUCAAGAAGAAUCGUUUCAGUUAAAAAAGUGUUAGCGGGACAUAGGCUAGAUUAAAGCAUGCUCAAUGCAUGAUUGCUUUGGUGCACGCUGAUUGGCUAAUUCUUAUCCAAUCAGCACUAGCCGAUAGUUGGAGAAUACUCUGGAAUCUUCUUAUGUAAAAACUAUAAAUAUACUGACGUUUUUCCCUAUUGUGCUUCCUACUGGCUUCUGACUUGCUAUUUGGAAUAUAAUCUCUUUCCUGUUCAACCGUGUUCUGAUUUGGGGACUUGUCGAGUGAAUCGGUGUCCGAGAAUACUAAGCAAUAGGAAUAGUUGGGUCAUAACCGUAAGAAAACAGAGUUAUAACAGUGGCGACGGGGAAAAGCUAAAGAAAAAUGGCGAUUUCUUUAGAACAGUUGCGGUUAAUAUUACAGCACCAGCAGAAGUUGUUAGCCUUGCAACAACAACUAUUGAGCACACUUUUCACGCGACCAGAAAAUAAGAAAUCUGUUUAUGAUGCAGUAACAGACAUUUCAGAAGCAUAUCUAGUGGAGGGUUCAAAUCCCUUUAUACCUGAAUCAGAACGUAAUAUUUGUAACGUGUCCGGCUCACAGCAAGAAAAUCCUGUGCUGAAUGCUCAUAAAGUUGUGGCAAUACGAGAUUAUCAAGAGCCAGACCCUGUAGAUGAAGCCCGGAGUCCAGAAUUGAAUGAAGCACUACUGGUCCUGUCUAGCUCUGAAAAUAACUUUCAGCUGGAACAAAUUUAUGGUCCACGUGAUAUUAACCAAGAAAGCUAUGGGGACUCGUAUUCAGAAAAUAACUGCAGUGACACAACGAACCCAAUUAUACCGAAUGUUACUCAAAAUCAUUGUGAGACAGAAACUUAUAUUGAAUCAGCUUAUCCGAUUUCUAAUGACAAUGUAUCAGACAUGGGUUCUCAGAACAAUGCAUGUUAUUUUGAUGAAAUUUCUCAUAAAAAUCAGGAAAAUAUAUCAGCUGAGUCAAAUUAUGGUCAAAAGUCUAAAUUAAUUUUGUUAGAUGUUGAUUUCUGUAAUGAUCCAUUAUCCACUGAUGAAAUUUCUAAUGGAUUUGAAAGUAAUGCUUCAGAAGAAUUAAACCCUGACCUCAAAUCAAAGGUCGUUCAUUAUCAUCUAGUCAUUCCUAGUGGAUACGACAUUCAAUGUAAGAAACAUCGUUUAAAUAAAGUCCUAUUAUUUGUAACUUGGAGACAUAAGGAUCCGACAUUGUUCCGCGGAGGAGGAGAAUGUUGGAGAAUUAAAAGUUAUGCAUACUUUUUUUUUAAAAGAAAAAUCAAAACGCCGGGAACAGACAUGUCAGUCUCUGUGCAAGGAAAAAGUGAUAAUUCUUCAUUGCCUAGACGAUGGACUAAUCGGAAGCACAAGCCAGUCACUCAGUUGCAGUUGGACCCUAGCACCAGAUCCUACGAAUCUGCUCAGAGGGGAGGUGUUAGCGGGACAUAGACUAGAUUAAAGCAUGCUCAAUGCAUGAUUGCUUUGGUGCACGCUGAUUGGCUAAUUCUUAUCCAAUCAGCACUAGCCGAUAGUUGGAGAAUACUCUGGAAUCUUCUUAUGUAAAAACUAUAAAUAUACUGACGUUUUUCCCUAUUGUGCUUCCUACUGGCUUCUGACUUGCUAUUUGGAAUAUAAUCUCUUUCCUGUUC